Molecule: messenger RNA, 2109 nt
Organism: Ornithodoros turicata
Lineage: Eukaryota; Metazoa; Arthropoda; Arachnida; Ixodida; Argasidae
Source: RefSeq, a predicted model, not a curated record
AUGGCUUACUGCUGCUUGCCUCGCUACAACUCAUCCGGUAAAAGACGACUGCCAGGGGUCUCAUUUCAUGAAAUCCCAAGUGAUGCAGAGCUGCGCGAGAAGUGGCUAAGGCCGACACUUCCUUCUGACUUCAAGGAAGGAUGCAAAACACGAGGGUUGAAGAAAGGUGCUGUGCCCAGUGUGUUCGAGGAAUACCCUGUGUACUUGCAGCCUUCGACGAAGCCCAAGAGGAGGGACGCAGUGGCAAGGAAGUGCAAAGGAGGCGUUCCAGAAUCUACAUCAGGAGGAAAACGGCGAACACUUCCCGGCAGCCCAAAUGAAUCCUUUGAGCCCGCUCACGACGACCUAUGUGUCAGUGACAGCGCCGGGGAAGGAACCAAUGAGCUAACACGACCCUCAUGCAGUAGCACGUACCAAGCAGCGCCUUCCUGGGUGAAGGUACACUGGGGCGUCCAAGUAAGUGGUAACCCCUCAGUUGCAAUAAUUGAGAAACGAAAGUGGAGGCGGAAAGAGCGUGAACUCCGUGCCCAGAUUCAAGCACUCAAGCAGGAUGUAAGCACCUUGAAGGAAGAGCUUGACUCCGUGAAAAAAGACUCUGACGUCGCUACCCUUUCACAUGUGGUCGAAAAGGCACAAGAAAAAUAUCUAGCAGCUUCAAUUUUGCUGGAGCAAGUAAAGAACUUCGGGGAAAAAAAGCUGGUCUGGUCAGAACUGACGGUACGUCAUGCAGUUGUGCUGAGAAACAUUUCACCUAAGGCUUACGAACACAUUCGAAAGGAAGCGUUACUGAGCUUGCCUAGCCGAAGCACGUUAGAGCGAUUUCUUGGAUCUUCUCGUGAAGACUCAGAUCACCUCAAGAAGCUGUACAAAACGCAGCAAUGCAGCAUUGUGAAGCCUGUGAGGUUCGUGACCAGGAAACACGUUUUGAACACUAACCUGGAGAAGAUGAACGUGAUGAGGGCAGUGCAAGUGUUAUCGCCCACUGUGACAGCAGCACUCAAGCUGCUGGAGCCACACACCUGCGAUGCGAGCUUCUCGCAAGUCGGUGAAACAGUACAGUUCAUGGAUAUUAUGCAUCGGUGGUUUGUGCUGAUGGAUGUCAGCAACUGCACUCAGCAUAUCCACCACAACUACGCUGACGCUAAGCAGUACCUGUGCAAAACAGAUGAGCGGCUGGAGUGGCUUGAAAGUACUUUCCUGGAGUACCUGGGCGAGCUCAAGAGCCAGUGCCACGUAAAAAACUUUCUCACAAAGGAGACAUAAGAACUUCUGCUUACAACACGUUCCAAUGUAGACUGGACGGGGUACUCGCUACGGGUAAUGAAUUUCGCCUUUGUAUUGACCCGAAAGAUGUCUGACCCCAUCGAGUCUUCCUUCGGGUGGUUGAGAAAGACAGCUGGGAGUAAUGACGAAACAGAUGUCCGAGCAGUGCUUUUUGGCAUCGAGAAGACUUUGAAGACGGGUAUUGCCUCUACAUAAAGGGACGGCUAUGUAGUUGCUGAAGAGAACCAUCCUUGUUCCUCGGGAGGCAUGUCAACGUCAAGGGUAGAAGCCACAGACAGUUUGGAGGUAGAACAGUUCCCGACCGAUGCAACUAGAGCACUGAUAUACCGCCUUGAACGAACAAAGGCGUUGGCCCCUACUCCUGAAGUUGCAGCGCUAGCCAUGGUGGAUGGCUACUUGGCUAGGGUUAUUAGCGAAAGUAUCACUUGUGAGCAGUGUACUGCCCUCGUGCGAAAGCCUGACUCAUUGGCCCCGUCUGACGCGCUCAUCAAGUAUCAAGAUUGAGGUGGACUCUUCCACCCGUCUCAACAACUACUUGUGGUGCUGCAUUGCUUGAAAAUCUACAUUCAUGUAAUGCUAACAAAGAGGAGGAACCUGAAACAUCACCUUAAAGGCAGCUGUGGAGCAUGCUAUACUGAAAUAUGACGCGAGCGGGAAGUAUUGAAACGCACUGUUCCUGGACAUCACCGGCAGUUUUUGGAAGUGUUGCUAACCAAAAUUUUCCACCCACUGUUCACAAAUUUUGCUCUAGGAGUAACUGACAAGAAUGACAUGGCAAAAACUUUCACCUCCAAGCCACUCUCACGGAAGGUACUAAAACUAUGA